AUGAGUGCAUUUACAGAAGCCAAUCGAAAGGCCUUCGACGACCUCUCAGCAUCCUACAACACCAAACCCUGGCAAAUCAAACUCGCCAACCAAGUCGCCGAAGGCCUCCAAGCGCGCAAAGACUGGCUCGGAGCCCAAUGGAUCGACCCCCAAGAGCCCUCCGGCAAACGAGACGUCCGCCUGCUCGACUACGCCUGCGGCACCGGCGCCAUCACGAAGGCCCUAGGACCCUACGUCACCACGAUCCGAGGCAUCGAUAUCAGCGAGAACAUGGUGCAGAAGUACAACGAAACUGCGCGGUCGUCGGGUCUCAGCGAAGAGCAGGCUCAUGCCGUUGUGGGCGACCUCUGCGGUGAGAAGGUCACGGAGGGACUGGAGGGCCCCGAAUGGCAGGACUUCGAUAUUGCUGUUAUAGGUCUUGGAUUCCACCACAUGGAACACCCCACCCUCGCGCUCCAACGCCUCGCCGCGCGCCUCAAGCCCUCCACGGGCGUCCUGGUCAUUAUCGACUUCCUCCCCUUCGACGUCAAGAAAGACCACGACGCCGGCGGCCAGGGCGGCCAGUUCCCGGAGAUGAAGCACACGAUCAAACAUAACGGGUUCACCGGGGCGCAGAUGCGAGAUCUGUACCAGACGGCAGGGUUUGAAGAUUUCGAGGUCGUGGCGCUGAAGGAGCCGGCGGUGAUGGAGUUGGCGAGCGGGACGGUGCAGCGGACGCUGUUUUUCGCGCGGGGGAGGAGGGCGAAGACGGUCUGGCAGAAAUUCUCGGGAUGGGUCGGAGAGAUGCAGAGUUGGGCGGCGGCGGGGCCGAGCAUGACGAGGGUGGAUCAGAGUCGUUGGGAUCCUGGGUUCAGUCAUGGCGGGGAGAAGGUGUGGGAUAUUGGGAAGGUCAAGGAGGAGCAGUAUAGUGGGAUGGAGCAGAAUGCUCCGAAGAAGGCGUGGAAUGGGUUUUAG
Molecule: messenger RNA, 954 nt
Organism: Zasmidium cellare ATCC 36951
Lineage: Eukaryota; Fungi; Ascomycota; Dothideomycetes; Mycosphaerellales; Mycosphaerellaceae
Exons: 3
Coding region: 1-954 (317 amino acids)
Source: RefSeq, a predicted model, not a curated record